Molecule: messenger RNA, 1431 nt
Organism: Rotaria sp. Silwood1
Lineage: Eukaryota; Metazoa; Rotifera; Eurotatoria; Philodinida; Philodinidae
Source: the annotation of a GenBank genome assembly
AUGGCCUAUGCACUGAUUGUAACACCUGACGAAUUAAAAUCUACCACUGUUCUUCAUGAUGUUAUUGACUAUCUAGUCUCAAAUAUCAAUAUUGCUUCCGAAGCAUCCGAUAUGCGUACUUCUUCGGCACAUAUAUCCGAAUAUCUUAUUGCACUUGCACGAUUGGUUAUUAAUGAUAAUGUUGCUCAAUAUAUUAUCAGUAAAUGUAAAAUAAAUGCUACCAUAGAUGGAUUUAUAUUUUUCCAAGAAUUAUUUCUCAAAUAUAAUGAUUUAACAGCUGAUGAUUUAUAUUUGAAAUAUUUAAGUCGUAUUGCUCUAUUCAAUAUUUUUUCAAGUUUUAGUUAUCAAACAAUAGCUCAACCUAUUCUCGCGUCAAACAAGAAAUUCGUCGAAAUUGUUAAGAAAGCUUCACAUUAUCAGAAUGAACAAGAUGUGGUUAUUCAUCCGAGUCUUUUGCAACAUUUAUCAUCAAUUAAACAAGCUGCUGAAGCAAUUUUGAUCAAUCUCGAUUUAUAUCAAGAUGAAGAUACCACAAGCACAUUGGUGCGGUCGAAAACAGCUCAUCCACAUGUGAUGAUCUCUUAUUCACAUAAAGAUAUAGCAUUCUGUCGUGAUCUUGUUCGAGCAUUGAAAUCACAUGCGAUUAAUGUAUGGGUCGAUGAAGAUGGUCAUUGUCGUUCGGAUGAUUGUUGGGAAGAAAUAGCUCGAGCUAUCAAAUAUGCUUCGUUCAUAUUAGUUAUUGUUUCUCCAUCGUACUGUCAAAGUCCUUCGUGCCGAAAAGAAGCAACGUAUGCCGAUAAACGAAAGCAACCAUUGAUUGCUUUGUAUCCAAAUAGUGAUAAGUAUGAACCCGAUGAAUGGCUUGACAUACGACUGACUGGUACGUAUGUACGCUUUGGUGGCAACGGUAAAAAGUCGUUCGAUGAUUGCAUUGUUCGUCUACUCGAAUAUAUCCAACCUCAAGAUGGUGCCAGUGUGAAAGCAAACGUACCCGAACAGACAUCAUCUCUAUUGCCACCACCUGAACAUUCGCAUCAUAUGCCCGUCAGCAAUGCCAAACCAAUAGAUAUCCUGUCUUCAGUACCAACCGAAUCUCUCACAAAGACAAAGUCGUCUAUACAUGAUUGGACAAAACAAGAUGUAGAGACAUGGUUCUUGAUCGAACGUCAACUCUUACCAGAACUUUAUCAAAUGUAUUCAUUCGUCGAUGGUGAUUCAUUAUUCGAAUAUGCCAAAUAUUUUCUACAAGAACAUGAACAUGAUGCAAAACAACAAUAUGAGAAAUUACAAAAACGUCUCCGAGAUCAAUCCGGUGUAGAACUUUAUGAUAAUAAUUACACGGAUUUUGUGUGCUCGAUGAAAAAACUAUUGUUAGCAUACAAGACCACGAAAACGAUGCAAAAAGGUUCAUCAGCAUGUCUGAUUGUGUAG